CUUCGGAAUAUUGUUUUAUGCGAAAUAUUAAAGCAAAAAUGUGUUUUUCUAACUUUCAAGACUUAUUUUGCCUUUAAAUCAGUGUUUUUGUGUUAUAAUACUAUUUUGUGUUAGACUGUGUGUUGUAACAGGCUGAAUCAGUGUUUGUUUGUGCCUUUUAUUGAUUUUUUUUGAACAAGUGUUCUUUGUGAUUCGUUUAAAACAAAAUUGUGUUUUUCAAACUUUUAAACUCAAAUUAAUGUUUUAAUAGUGAAGUAAAUCAACAAAAACAAAGAUGAAGACGAAACUGACUUCCGUUACGUAUCUUGGCUUCACUGCCAUGGAUCGACGGUUCUCUAACGCUAUGCUGCCCUGGUUACUCCGGGAGAUCAGAGCUACGGGGGUUAGAGACAAGCUCAGCAUAGCAGUGGAAGAAGGCUGUUUGAAGGCCUACAAUGGCAAUUUUGAACCUGUUAUAGUACACAGACUUGUCGAUAUCGUUCGGGCCAGUCAGGUGCCAGGUAGACCGGAGGAGCUGUUUUACAUACUCCUCAAUGAGAAGGAGGGACUCCUCAAUUGCUUCCUCUUCAAAGCCGCUACGGUUAAGGAGGUGACAGAACUCUUUACACAAAUGCGGGAGCCGUCACCAGGUACAGCCAGCCCCAGAGGCUCCAAUACCUCCCUCUCCAAUGGCGCUGUCACCAAGAACAUUGGCUUCCAACAACAGAACAGCUCUGAACAUCUUCCUUGGAGCAGCCCUGCUAUUUCUUUGCCUGGGAACUGUAACUCUAAUUUGACGAGUGAAAAUCAGAAUCCAAUGGGUCGCACAAUCAGCAAUGCGUCCGCUCUCACCUCGCUCUGCGCUGAUCUCUCAGCCUCCGACUCUCACUUCUUUGAGGUUGCAUAUAUCGGAAAGGUGAGGAUAUCGCAGCGAAAGGUUCCAGAGUCUCUGAUCGACGAUGCCCUUAUAAAGUUCGCUCAGCACGAAGCUGAGAAAGCAUUGAAACAACGUCGACACAGCUUACUAUCUUCGACUGGAACCUCCUUAUACAGCAGUGGCGACUCGAAAGAAAAUCUCGAAGAUGACAACUCACCACCAAAAGACAUAUUUAAAAAUAAUAGGAAAAUUCUAACACCUAGCACAACCCCUUUAGAACCUGACAAAGCUUGGGCGAGCGCAGAAACGUUAAACGCAAAACAAGACCCUAAGAAAAUCGAUGAAGAAUUCGACAUGUUUACUAAAGAACGCGUUGAAAAUACAAAAGAUACACAUAUGAAAAAACCUACACCUUUAGAACCAAAUGUUUUGAUCUUAAACGCUCCUAAAAACAAUUUGGACACAGUAAAAGAAGAGGACAAAUCCGAUAUUUUCUCUGUCAUUUCCGAAACGGCAUCCUCGAUAACGCAAUUUUGCGAAAAAUCCAAAAUGGAAGAUUCGAAAAUGGAUGCAAAAAGUCCAAAUACGGUUGCAGCAAAGUCAGAUUUAAGCCAGAAAGGUAGAGAAGAUAGUCCAGCGCCUAUGAAUUUUCAGGAGAUAAGCAGAAAGCCUGUUACGGUUGAAAGAAAAACUUUGAAUGAAAAUAAGCCAUUUUUGAGAGAUCGGUCGGCUUCUAUUGGGACGAUCAAUCAGAAAACGCCUAUUGCUCAUUUGAUUGGAGAACAGAACAGGACUAUGCUGUUUCAGGUUGGCAGAUCAGAGCUCCGCCUAAUAAGUCCAGAUCGAAAACAAAUUUUGUUACACCGAGCUUUCAAAGAUGUCGCCUCCUGCGUUUUAGGGAGACUGAAUAAAGAGCAUUUUGGUUUUGUGUGUCGAGAAACGAAUGAUACUUACGCUUGCUAUGUAUUCAAGUGUGAGAGUGAUUCGGUGGCGCUGGAGUUAAUAAAUGCUAUCAAGCAAGCGUUCGUCGCCCACGCCGACCUUCUGAAGAAGUCUCGAGAAAAGUCACCGAACAUGACUUGUGAGCAUUGUCCCAUGUUGUGGUACCAUCGACUGUGCCAUGAUAUUGAGGGUAUGAACGACAAAAAGACCCAUGCCUUCAUCCUCCGCCGCAUAGAACAGCUGCCUGAAGAUGAACAGGAUCUCAUCAUCACCAAAUACCAGGGCGGUACCAAUCAUAUGUAUGAGACGGGCGAGCACAACGCUUUCCUUAUGAUGUUGUUACGCGCUCACUGCGAAGCGAAGCAGACACGGCAUGUUCACGACACCGCUGAGAAUAGAUCAGAAUUCCUAAACCAGUACUUAGGUGGCAGCACUAUCUUUUCGAAAGCCAGGCGUUCUAUUUCAAGCAGUUUUGAUCUCCUCAAACGGAAAGCCAGCAGAGAUGAUGGAACUCCGCCAGUUAUUAAAAAGGACACCUCACCACUUCCCACUCCAGUACCAAUAGUUUUGGACUCGGGAUCAGAACACAACCAGGACUUACUCUCACCAGAAGUUGUCAGAAGCAAGAGUUUGUCUCCAGCUGUUAUUGAUGAAUACACUCCGUCUCCGCGAUCCAACAUGACUCCCACUCCAGAAGAGAGCGAGGAGACAGCUGGAGAUUCAACUCCUGUCAACUCUCCUAUGAUGGAUAUAUUCCUUAAAGUGAGUGACAAUCGCCCCGCACAAGUGGAGGCUGGCACUGAGAAUGAAGCUACUUGGCGACAAGCCAUCUACGAGAAGAUUGUUCAACCAGAAGUACAAGUUGAAGGAGAAUUGACAGUUCUUAGGAAACCGUCAGGGCCUAAAGGGAAGAGGACCAGGGAAGAACUGCGCCAGCUGUGGAAGAUGGCGAUAGACCAGACUAUUCUACUGGUUAGAAUGGAAAAAGAAAAUGCCAGACUUAAAGAAAGCGAAGAAUCAUCAGCGGUUCGAAGAAUAAAGCUGGAAUAUAACGAGCUCAGUGUCUGUGAUGGAGGGGUCAGCUCAAUGUGGGAUUCUCUACUGUCGAGGGACUCUUCGCAACCAAUGGCGAAGGUUGACCGGCAUAUGUUAACCCAAGCUGUAAUUCAAGGAGUGCCUCGAAUGUCCCGUGGUGGAGUCUGGUACUUCCUGGCAGAGCAGGCCUGCCUCCGCAGCGCCCCGCCAGACACCAAGGCCUGCCCGCUGUACCACGCGCCAUACUCCACGCUUCUUGCAGGACUCACCAAGCAUCAACAUGCCAUACUUAUAGACCUCGGACGUACAUUCCCUAAGCAUUCGUACUUCGCAUCAGCUCUGGGGCCUGGUCAGCUGGCUCUCUACAACAUACUGAAGGCAUACUCCCUGUUAGAUCCUGAUGUAGGGUACUGCCAGGGCCUAAGUUUUGUAGCUGGAGUACUGUUGUUACAUAUGGAGGAGGCUGAGGCAUUCGUGUUACUGCGCCACUUGAUGUUCAGACGAGGGCUCAGGAAGCAGUAUCUACCAGACAUGAGCGCUUUGCAAGUACAGCUAUACCAGCUAUCCCGUCUUCUUCGUGACCAUGAACCAGAUCUCCACGCGAAGCUGGAAGCCUUGGACAUAUCCCCCGCAUUAUACGCAGCGCCCUGGAUGCUGACGCUCUUCACCAGCCAGUUCCCAUUAGGAUUCGUUGUUAGGGUUUUCGACUUAAUAUUCCUAGAAUCUCUAGACGUGGUAUUCUCCGUGUCCCUCGCGUUGCUGUCAGCGCACAAGGACGGGCUGAUGAUGUGCGAGAGCUGCGAGGAAGCUGCAGAGUAUCUCAAACAUAAACUGCCAGAUAUGAGCAAGCCCAUGUAUGAGAAAGUUAUGAAGAAGGUGAUAUCCUUGGACAUACAUCGCCAACUAUGCGACUAUGCAGUUGAGUAUGCAGUACUUAGAGAAGAAAUGCCAAGACUUGCAACACUUACUGAAGAAAACCGACAAUUACUGGACGACAAAGCGAGAAUGGGGGAGGAACUUGAUGAGGCAAUGGACGCAAUAACAAACUACCAAAAGAACCAAUCAAAGCUAGAAGCAACAAACAAAGCUUUAGAACAACAGCUGACACUCCUCUCAAGAUACAUCUCCGCCCACCACAAACAAGAAAUCCCAUUAGAAAUAAAGAAAAUAGUUCAAAACCACAGCAAGAAACUAACAUUCAAAAUAUUCUCGACGAAAUUCUCGAACGACGAACAAGAGGAUCCAAGAAAGAACUUCAAAACUGGUCUUAGUUCACCGAAUUUGUUCUCGAAAAUUCGCGAAGAUUCGCCGAAAGAUAUAGAACAUGAGCGGAGGCAGUUCGCGAUGAAAAAGUCCCAAUCCGUCCACUCCGGUCUGAUAGCCAACAUGAAGAACUACCAACUAAAAGUACUGGACGAAAAGGCAGAGACCAAACAGGAAAAUAUAACGGACACAUUAAAAGAACUGGGUAAAAAGAACGCUGGUUUCUUCGCGAGUACUCACGAACAGAUCCGUCAAGAACGGCUUUUCGAACACCAACUGAAGAACAAUUUCGACGAGAACUUAAGAAAGUUGGACGAGAAACUGAACGAGAAGUUGAACCCUUCAUCGUACAUCGACGACUUGAGCAUAUUCCAGAGUCGUAAGAGUAUGUCCUUGAACUUAACUCCUAUAAACGAUGGGAAAGUUAAUGAUAGUGGUUUCGUCACACCUUUAAGUCCUGAUGAGAAGAAAGAAGAUUCUUCUUCGACUAUAUCUCACCCAUUAAGCGAUUGUGAUGUAGAAAUCAAAUUCGAUGGACAAUCUACGAAACUUAAACAAAUAAGACCUAUAAAACACGUUGAAAAAUCCUAGUAAGUAAAGUUUUGUAUUAUAAAACUUAUUUUGUAAGCAUUAGAAGUGAUAUUUCAAUAAGAGUCCCGUUGUGACU
Messenger RNA from Spodoptera exigua (beet armyworm), 4763 nucleotides. The record is from the annotation of a GenBank genome assembly. NCBI's taxonomy places the organism in Eukaryota, Metazoa, Arthropoda, Insecta, Lepidoptera, Noctuidae.